This is a messenger RNA of Zea mays, 4786 nucleotides long. RefSeq lists its product as uncharacterized. Gene Ontology annotation, cellular component: cytoplasm. The record is from RefSeq and is a predicted model, not a curated record. The transcript is spliced from 19 exons. NCBI's taxonomy places the organism in Eukaryota, Viridiplantae, Streptophyta, Magnoliopsida, Poales, Poaceae. The coding region runs from base 222 to 4256 and encodes 1344 amino acids.
AAGCUCUCGUACGCCUUCGUCUAAUCGUCUUCUCUACUGUCCCUGUUUUGUUCCUCCUCGUCGCUUGGCGCUUCCAGAGAAAAACCCGAAAGACGUCUCGUGUCGCCUCCACUAGGCACGUCCUGGAACCUUGCGGGGCCGGUAUUGGAAAGCAGGCAAGCACAACAGCGAUCCCACAAACCACAGCUCGGCUCCUCUUCGCCGUCGCAACCGAUUUAUAUAUGGCGAUGGAGGCGUCGGCGGCCUCCGACGAAACCCUAGCCGCCGUCUUCGCCCAGCUCAAGCUCCACACCGUCGCUCUCCUCGACCUCCUCCGCACUCGCCGCCCCAUCUCUAGCUCCGGCUCCUCCCUACGCGAAAUGGCCGCUUUCCUCCGCGCCGCCCCGGCCCCGGCGCUGCAGCUCUGCUUCGAUUAUACAGUGUUUCCACUGCUCCUGCUCCUGGAUGCGGCGGUGCAGUGCAGGAAGCAAGGCAAUGCGCCGGGGCAGGUUGCAGGGGGCAUUGAUAUAGGUGAUGCCGUCGCCGAAGCUGGUCUGACCUGCCUUGAGGUCCUCCUCACCAAGUGCCACCUCACCUCGGUCAAUCAGAUGGUAGCAAUGCUGAAAAAGUUGACUUCCGGGGCUAUGCUUUCACCUUCAGAGGCUUCAGAGGAAUUCCGUGGUGCAAUUAUUAGAUGCUUCAGGGCUUUGGUUUUGCAGUUACAGCCAUGCUUGGACCAUUUUUGUUCUUGCAAACACGGAAUAGUGUUACCUACGAUCCCAACCAGUACAUGCUUGGAGGUUAGAAGUGUAGUCCGCCCAAAUCACUCUGCGCAGCCAGAGGAGUGCUUGCUUGCAUUUCUUCAGUCUCAAAAUGCUUCAGCUGCCGUAGGACAUUGGCUCUCACUUCUUCUACAAGCAUCAGAACUUGAGGCAUCAAGGGGGCACCGGGGAAGUGCAGAUGUUAGGAAGGAAUCAUUGCACACGCUGCGCAUUCUUAUUGGCAAGGUAGGCUCUGCUGAUGCACUUGCCUUUUUCCUUCCUGGAAUUGUCAGUCGCCUUGGGAAGGUUCUCUACACAGCUAAGACUAUGAUUAGUGGUGCUGCUGGGAGUUCUUUGAGCAUUGAACAAGCCAUUCUUGGAUUGACCGAGGCUUUGAUGAUAGUACUAAAUGACAAGGAAAAUCUUAGUGCACUUGGUAAGCACAAGAAUGAGAAUCAUUCUGGUGGCAGUGAGUCAACUGAGCAUAUAUUGCAGAUGCUUCGCCAGUUGCCAACCAAAAAUAUAUCUGAUAAGAUAAGCCAUGAUGAGAUUACAGAUGAUUCUGUCUCCAAUGUCAAUAAUUCCUUUGCUGAUAGAAAGGCACUGCAUGUGAAGCGGACCAAAAAAUGGCUUGAGGAAACAACUAGUAAUGUUGAUAAAUUGCUGUCUGCUACAUUCCCACAUCUUGCUAUUCAUUCAUCUGAGAAGGUAAGGAAGGCAGUGGUUAGUGGUGUAAAAGGGCUUUUGUCUAGUUGCAGUUCUACAUUAAAAAGAACCAAGAUGCUACUUUUGGAAUGUUUAUGUGUUCUGGCAUGUGAUGAUGCUGCAGCUGUGUCUGAGGCUGCACAAGAUGCUCUUGAUCAUCUUUUCAACCAAGGCCACAAUCUCGUAACAGAAAAGGAGAUUUCUGAUACCUUUACUAGGCUGGUUGAAAGGCUACCACAAGUGGUACUUGGAAGCGAGGAGACAACCGCACUUUCACAUGCUAGGAUGUUGUUGGCUCUGACCUUUUAUGCUGGUCCCCAGUUUCUGAUAAAUCAUCUUCACCGUUCUCCUGUCAUUGCUGCUCGUUUCUUUGAUUGUUUGGGUUUAUGCAUAGGUCAUAGCUCACAGUUUUCUGGUUCCAUGGACAAGCUAAUUGUAUCAAAGCCACUAUCUAUUGGGUAUCUUUAUUCAGUUGCUGAGUUGAAGAGUGGCGCCUAUUCUAAAGAUACAACUAACAUAUCUCUGCAUGCCACGUCAACAUCUGCAGCCUCCAAAAUAUCUGUUAUCCAUGAUAAUGCUUUGCCAAAUGCAUUACUUGGUACAGUUGAAUAUGAGUUGCCCCAUGUGCCUCCAUGGUUUUUUCAUGCUGGUAGCCAGAAGCUUUAUGGGGUUCUUGCUGGAAUAAUUAGACUUGUUGGCCUAUCAACAGUGUCAGGGGAAGGAACUGCUGCAACCUUGUCUCUCUUUGUUGAUAUUCUGCUUGAUCAGUUUAGGAGGUUGAGCACUGAGCUGAGAGACAAAGAUGUUUACAACGAUGGUCUGCAGCGGUGGUACAUGAAAGGUGAAGCUGGACAAGCAUUGCGCCAGGCUAGUUCAGCUGUCUGCAUGCUCAAUGAGCUCAUGUAUGGUUUGUCAGGUCGAUCCCUUGGUAUGUUUUUACAACUUUUCAGCAACGGAUCAGCACAGAUGCCAAGGACAGUUUGUCAGAAAAAUCAACUGCUUGCUUGUGUUAAACAUAAUGCAGUUACUAACAAAAGAGAAGUGUGGGGUUUUAGUGAACAAAAGGGCACUAAAGACAACAUUCUUCAUUGCAUCAGCAGUAUUCUGCAUGAAUAUGUAUCACCAGAAGUGUGGGAUCUUCCAACAGAGAAGGACACUGAGCUACACCUAAUAGAGUUGAACCUGCCAUUGCACUUCUACCGUGAUACAACUGCAUUGCACACAGUAGUGCUUGAAGGAAUUGGAGUCUUGGGUGUUCUUCUUGGUCAAGAUUUUGCACUUAGUGGGUUUAUGCACUCUUCCCUUUAUCUUCUGCUCCGUGAACUUAUCAGCUCAAGUGCUCAGAUAAGAACUGCAUGUGAUGCUGUCUUGAGAGCCCUUGCUACUGCUGGCGGUCAUUGUUCGGUUGGCCAAUUUGUCGUUGCGAAUGCAGACUACAUUAUUGACUCUCUUUGCAGGCAAUUGCGUCACCUGGACCUGAACCCCCAUGUCCCUGAUGUUCUUGCUUCCAUGCUAUGUUACAUCGGUGCUUCUCGUGAUAUCUUGCCAUUCUUGGAAGAACCGAUGCAAUCAAUUUCUUCUGAGCUUGAGGUACUUGGCAGGCAUGAUCACCCACGUCUAACUGUUCCAUUUCUGAAGGCAGUUUCUGAGAUUUCCAAGGCAUGUAGACAUGAAUCCACUUGUUUGCCAGAUGAGGCACAAUCAUUUUAUGAGAAGGUCAGUUCUGAGGGUCAAGAAGUAAAAAUUAUGAUUGAGAAGAGAAUGGAAUCCAGUGCAAUAUCUGAAAGAAAGAAUGUUGAUGCUCGAUCUUACUUUAUGACCUUGGAAUACUGGGAAGAUUUAUUUUGUAAGCUAAAUGAGAUGAGAAGAUAUAGGAGAAUAGUUGGGUCUCUUGCGGGCUCUUGUUUAUCAGCUGCCAUCCCACUUCUCUCUUCCAAUAAGGAAACAGCAUGCCUUGUGGCCCUUGACAUUGUGGAGAGUGCUGCUAUAUCUAUUGCCAAUGUUGAGGAGGCUUAUAAGUGUGAAUGUCAAAGCAAAGGAGUCAUUGAGGAGGCCAUCCAGUUUUGUUCAUUUGACGAGCUUCUUGAUGGUACAGAUGCCACCGAAGAUGUUGAUGAAAAUAGGCUACUCCCAGCAAUGAACAAACUGUGGCCUUACUUGGUUAUCUGUCUAAGGAACAAGAUCUCAGUGCCGGUUGUUAGGAAGUGCACCGAAAUGUUGAGGCGAGCAAUUUGCAUAUCUGGCGGCGAUUUUUAUGUACGCAGGUUUCAUAAGGAUGGACCUAUUGUUUGGAGGUUGCUGGCUUUAUCUCCAUUCCGACGUCUGUCAAAGAUGGAUGAAAAAGCAAUCAUUUUACCAUAUAGGGAUACCUCACUUAACUCAGAGGAACCUAUGGCUGAGAUCUCCAGCCAAAAGAUUCAGAUUGCAGUCCUGGACAUGAUCGCUGCAAUAUCUUCGAACAAGAGAAGUGCUGUUGCACUAGAAAGCGUACUAAAGAAGGUCUGUGGCCUUGUGGUAGGCAUUGCCUACAGUAGUUUGACAGGUUUGCAGGAAGCUGCUAUAAGGGCAUUGGCAGGCCUUGCCUGCAUGGAUGCUGAUCUUGUCUGGCUUCUCCUUGCGGAUGUGUACUACUCACUAAACCAAAGGGAAUCUUUACUUCCCAACCAAGAUCUAGCCCUGGUAUCAGAUCUUUUGCCCCCUCCAGUGUCUUCGAGAGAAUACCUCUUUGUACAGUAUGGAGGUGAGGGUGUCAGGUGUGAUGUAGAUCCCUCAUCUGUUCAUUAUGUGUUCAGAAGGAUGCAGGGUGUGUGAUCUUGUGUGACCUGAAAAUCAGGUUCCUGAUACUGUGUAUUUGUAAUCUUGCUGAGUUUCUUUGGUCAUGCUAGCACCCUAUGUCACACAUUGAACAUAAUAUCACCUGCUACAGAGAAUGGUAAACUUUUUCAUACGUGUUCUCGCACUGAAAAUCAUCAAGGUUGGUCACAUGUCUGAAGAAUGAUUAUGACAAGUCUUUACCACUUUGAUCAUAAUUAUAUUAAGCAAACAUCAGGACUCAUGAUGACAAUGAAGGAUGUGAUGGGUUUGUAUCUGUUAGCCAUAUAAGGUUGCACGUUAAGCAUGCCCCUGACUUGCCGGACGAGCAGCAAGACUUCGGGACCUAGAUUGGCUAAGGCACUAAGAAUAGAAUAGCUUAUCUACCGAUAUGUAAAGUCUUAUUUCCACCUUUCGAAUUCUUUUCCUCGGUAGCUAAGCUUAUUUAGUUGCCUAAUGGUCGAUGUAAUCUUUUUAUUGUGUGAUUCAUUCCACUUUCAUGGUAUUUCCGCUCUUGUUACCUCCCUCUA